UCACGCUUUACAGAUCUCGCCGAUUCGCUGUGUGUGUUUGUUGUCGUCAGCUUCCUUCUCGUGAGAUCUCGAGAGAUCCAUGGCCGAGUUCAGUCCCAAUGUCAGAGGCGACCCAAGCGUGGGUUCCCUCGUGGUGUGCACCUUCAGACUCGGAGAAGUGCCAUCCCUCCGGAGAGCCAGGUCAUCAUCCAGCUUGUUCCGCAGAGCCAACGGAGAGGACUUCUCGCGUGAAACGUCGAUGAUGCGCCGGGUGGAAUCGUCACCCAGCCUCUCGGGUUCGAUUGUGGCCUGUUUCAGCGAGGUCUUCUUGACGAUCCCAAACUCGCCAGCGAACCAGGACAU
Messenger RNA from Vitrella brassicaformis, 342 nucleotides. The record is from the annotation of a GenBank genome assembly. NCBI's taxonomy places the organism in Eukaryota, Vitrellaceae.